Messenger RNA from Harpegnathos saltator (Jerdon's jumping ant), 800 nucleotides. Its product is annotated as BLOC-1-related complex subunit 8 homolog. The transcript is spliced from 2 exons. The record is from RefSeq and is a predicted model, not a curated record. Bases 123 to 647 code for a protein of 174 amino acids. Gene Ontology annotation, cellular component: BORC complex. Lineage: Eukaryota; Metazoa; Arthropoda; Insecta; Hymenoptera; Formicidae.
AAUUGUAUUUAAAUAUCAAAUAAAGAGUUAUCUCUUGUGAAGAAUGUAUUGAAUAUAUAACAAAUAUAUAAACAACUGUUAUAUUUAUAAUUGCAAUAUUGUAUGGUGUAAGAAUUAAAACAAUGGCUGCAAAGAUAUAUCAGCCUGAUCAAGAGUUGGAAACAAAAGUUAAGAAAGCAACUGAACGUAUAUCAGAGAACAUGCAUAUUGUAGCAAAUGAACCAUCACUAGCCUUUUAUAGGCUACAGGAGCAUGUGAGGAAAGCAUUACCACCAAUGGUGGAGAAACGUGUGGAGGUGUUAGCAUUACAGCAACAAUUAUUAGGCAGAUGUUAUGAUGUAGAGUAUGCAGUUAGUGCAAUUAAAACCAUGCAAGGUGCUGGAAAAAGUUUUGAGAACACACUAGAGUUUAUAAAAAAUGCAAUAUUCUUCAAACAACAGCUGAAAUAUGAAGAGCAGCGACGGAAUAAAAAAGAUAACAAUAGAGAUUCUGUUUAUAAACGCUUGUCGGCACAUAUUCCCACUCUGGAUCAUCUACCAGAUGAAAUAUCCGAUGUUGUCAGAGAGACUGCGAAUCGAGUAGAAUCAAUGAUGAAUCAUGCCAGACAUUCGAGUGAAGUACAGAGAUCGACUACUAUCCACAAUUAGAGAGAUAUAUUAAGCUGUUUAGAAAUUCCUUGUGACUUAAUGAUGAUUUAAUAAUGACUUGUUAAUCUGUGAAUUUUACGCAUAAGUUAUAAUAUACAGUGUGAUGAUAUACAGUGUGAAGAUAUACAUCACAGUACUAUUAUUAUAUAAAAU